Pelecanus crispus (Dalmatian pelican) is the source of this 828-nucleotide messenger RNA. Lineage: Eukaryota; Metazoa; Chordata; Aves; Pelecaniformes; Pelecanidae. The record is from RefSeq and is a predicted model, not a curated record.
AUGUUCAGUGAGAUUCGGGCUGUUUUUUCAAGACGUUACCUUCUCCAGAACACAGCUUUGGAAGUGUUUAUGGCAAACAGAACUUCUGUUAUGUUUAAUUUUCCUGACCAAGCAACAGUGAAAAAGGUUGUGUACAGCUUACCACGUGUUGGAGUAGGAACCAGCUAUGGUUUGCCACAAGCCAGGAGAAUCUCUCUGGCCACUCCCCGACAGCUUUAUAAAUCCUCCAACAUGACUCAGCGCUGGCAGAGACGGGAGAUAUCUAACUUUGAAUACUUGAUGUUCCUCAACACUAUAGCAGGACGAACAUAUAAUGAUCUGAACCAAUACCCUGUAUUUCCGUGGGUUUUAACAAACUAUGAAUCUGAAGAAUUAGACCUGACCCUUCCAGGCAACUUCAGGGAUCUUUCAAAGCCUAUUGGUGCUUUGAACCCAAAGAGAGCAGUCUUCUAUGCAGAACGGUAUGAGACAUGGGAAGAUGAUCAGACUCCACCUUAUCAUUACAACACCCACUACUCUACAUCUACUUCUACAUUGGCUUGGCUUGUUCGUAUUGAGCCCUUUACAACAUUCUUUCUAAAUGCAAAUGAUGGCAAAUUUGACCACCCGGAUCGAACCUUCUCUUCAGUAGCCAGGUCUUGGAGGAACAGCCAAAGAGAUACCUCAGAUGUGAAGGAGUUAAUUCCAGAGUUUUACUACCUACCAGAGAUGUUUGUCAACAGUAAUGGCUAUAAUCUAGGAGUCAGAGAAGAUGAAGUUGUUGUGAAUGAUGUUGAUCUCCCGCCAUGGGCCAAGAAGCCUGAAGACUUCGUCCGUAUCAACAGGAUG